CCCCUCUCUCUCUCUCUCUCUCUCCCUCCACCGUUGUCUUUUUAAUGUAACUUCUGACUGAUCGGGAGAGCAGGGAGCGUCUGGAAAGCCUGGUCCGGUGACUCCAUCUCAGAUGAAGGACCUGCUCGCACGGCAUUCUGUUUAUUAAAGCUGGACACACAGACCGGAAGGGAUCAGAUUGUGUGUGUUUUUUGGAAUAAGAUUGCUUCCCCUUGCGGAUUUCGGCUGUUAUCCCCCCCUCCACCCACCCCCAGCCCUCAUCUGUGGAUGUUACAGCGCACGAGAGCGGUCUGAAUGAAGCUGUCUUUUCGGAUUCCCACCGGGUGACUGUUCAUUCUUUGCUGUUUUAACAGUCGGGCUCUGCUGCCCAACGCGAUUCUGAGCUCGAUUAAAAAAUUGUCAAACAAUGUCGCAGUCUCCUUAAGCGUGCGCAAGAGGUUUUUUGUUUUGUUUUUUGUUUUUUCCGGGAAACUCCGUGCGUUAAUUAUCGCGUAAAAAAGCAGGGAAAGUUGGGUUUGCUCAAACUUUGGAGACGGUCGAUAUGGCUAUGGUUGCGUGGAGAAACAACGAGGGCGUCGGGGAUACCCAGGGGACUCUCUCCUCCCCGGUGUCCCAAGUAGCACCUCUGUCGCUGCCCGGAGAGCUGCCGGGACACAUGAACCCGGCGUCCUCUGUGGAAUUACCCGCGGCGGCGGCGGUACCUCCGGGAGCACCGCCGCCCAACCCGUCCGGAACCACGGCCGCCGGCUCCAGCUCCGCGACCAGCAACGGCCACAACGGCACCUCCUCUUCCUCCUCCUCUUCGUCCAUGGACAAGCAGCAGAGCCAGCAGAUCGAGUGCAUCGUGUGCGGGGACAAAUCCAGCGGGAAGCACUACGGACAGUUCACCUGUGAGGGAUGUAAGAGCUUCUUCAAACGCAGCGUCCGGCGGAACCUGACGUACACCUGCCGGGCCAACAGAAACUGCCCCGUGGACCAGCACCACCGCAACCAGUGCCAGUACUGCCGCCUCAAGAAAUGCCUCAAAGUCGGCAUGAGGAGGGAAGCUGUCCAGAGGGGCAGAAUACCCACGCAGUCUUACCACGGCCAGUUCGCUCUGACCAACGGGGACCCUCUGCAGUGUCACUCCUAUCUGUCCGGCUACAUUUCCCUGCUGCUGCGGGCCGAGCCCUACCCGACGUCCAGGUUCGGCUCUCAGUGCCUGCAGAACAACAACAUCAUGGGCAUAGAGAACAUCUGCGAGCUGGCGGCGCGGAUGCUUUUCAGCGCCGUGGAGUGGGCCCGCAACAUCCCGUUCUUCCCCGACCUGCAGGUGUCGGACCAGGUGGCCCUCCUGCGCCUCACCUGGAGCGAACUGUUCGUGCUGAACGCCGCGCAGUGCUCCAUGCCGGUGCACGUCGCCCCGCUGCUGGCCGCCGCGGGCCUGCACGCGUCCCCGAUGUCCGCCGACCGGGUGGUGGCCUUCAUGGACCACAUCCGGGUCUUCCAGGAGCAGGUGGAGAAGCUCAAGGUGCUGCACGUGGACUCGGCGGAGUACAGCUGCAUCAAGGCCAUCGUGCUGUUCACCACAGAUGCUUGUGGUUUGUCGGACGUAGCCCACGUGGAAGGUCUCCAGGAGAAAUCCCAGUGUGCUUUAGAGGAGUACGUGAGGAGUCAGUACCCCAACCAGCCCAACAGGUUUGGGAAGCUGCUGCUUCGCUUGCCUUCCCUCCGCACCGUCUCCUCCUCUGUCAUAGAGCAGCUUUUCUUUGUACGUCUGGUGGGGAAAACUCCCAUUGAAACUCUAAUAAGGGACAUGCUGCUGUCAGGCAGCAGCUUCAGCUGGCCCUACAUGCCCAUUCAAUAAAGCUAAAAGCUGUGAUGGCGCCACUAAUGUCAGGAAAAGGCCCCCCGCACCUGAAAUCAAGUCUUUUGUCAUGCAGCACAGCUGAAAAUCUCUGCUGAUUCACACGAGUCAGAGGAGCUGCCAGUGGAAUGAGAUUAUUAAGAUGUAAAGGUUUAAUGUAACGUUGCUAUUUUCUUGACAUCAGAGGAGCGAAUCUGCCUUAUUCUGUAAAGGUUUGGGAAGCAAUGAUGUGACCCCACUGGCAGAAAGAAUAUUCCAUAAAUGAUUGCCUCUGAUGGGACUCUUUUUGUUUUUGUUUUUUCCCCCCUUCAUUGUGUUGAUCUCUCAUGAUCUGUGGGUUAACAAACCAUAUUUAUUGGACCUGCGUGUAUAUUUAUCAAGCUUGUAAAUUAUGUUUGGAAUCCUCUCUUAUUUUUCAGUGUACCAUGUCAUUUGUUUUCUUUCUUUUUUUUUGGCCACGGUUAAUGAGAAUACUGCAGGGACCGUCUUGUGUGGAUCUGUUUCCUUUAGCUUUUUUUGUUGUUGUUGUUCUCGUACCUUCCAGACAUUAGCACUUUGGACUUAUGGAACAUUUCACGGAUGUUUACCGUCAUCAGAUUUCAGCUCCGCACAGACAGACAGGCAACAUUAAUGGCCUGCUUUUAGUUAUUUCACUUUCUGAGUCAGUUUUUACUCACCAACAUGCAAAGAACAAGUCCAGCUAGUUUGGAAAACGCACUUCUUGUCAGUAUUGGUUUGUGCCAAGUAAUUAUUUGCUUGUUAAUAAUUUCUUAGGAAAACUUUCCUCAUAAACAUUCCCCUGAAUAGUUGGUCCUCAAAUAAUUAUAUUAUUCCCUCUUGCCAUGCUCUUCAGUUAAUCCUGGAUUUAUAACAAAUAAGAGAGGUUUCCGUUUGGAAAUGAGCAAAUUUGGACAGUGGUUUUAUUUGGCAUCGAUGUGGAGCUGAGUGGGGCUGACUGCUGGAAAGUUUCUUCAGGCUAUACGUCCAAAGUCCAGAGAAAGGCUGCGGCAUUAGGAGAGUAAUGACGCACACGUUACCUCUUUGAAUUAUUUCAUGUUUCCAGGUCUUUUUCACUCAGAAAGAUUUUUUUCUUCUUCUUCUUCAAAGCACCAGGUUGAAUGCAUAGUUCCAAUUCCCCGAUAAGAUGAAUGGCGCACGACUUCCCGGUCCAAGAGACCAAAUGUACUUUGUUAGAACACGUGCGCUGCUCUGAGCCCGACCACUGCAGGGUAUGGCUGAGAUGAGUGUGUACCAGCGUGUAUGUGCAUGUGUGUGUGUUUAUUUGUCUUUACUACUCUUUAUUUGUUUGCUUUUUUCUUCUUUGACAACCACUCUGAUGUACUGUGAAAGUUAACAUAUUGGUACCGUAUUAAAUUAUAACUCAAGAUUUAUAAAUAAAGUGUAUUUGGUUUAUUUCACCGUC
This is a messenger RNA of Menidia menidia (Atlantic silverside), 3269 nucleotides long. The record is from the annotation of a GenBank genome assembly. NCBI's taxonomy places the organism in Eukaryota, Metazoa, Chordata, Actinopteri, Atheriniformes, Atherinopsidae.